GCACGACGCGCAGGUGCACGGCCUCGAGGCCGAGGUCGCCGCCGCGCGCGAGCUGCUGUCGCAGGCCCGCUCUCGGCGGCACGAGCCCCCCGCGGCGCUGGAGCCGGAGGAGACGGGCUGCGCGUGCCUGCCCGGAGCCGUCAAUUCGGCGAGUCUGCGCGGCGCCGGCGCGGAGCUUGCCCAGAGUCCCGGAGACGCGCUCACGCAGCUGCGGGAGGAUCGCUCGCUGAGAGAGGUUGCCCAGUGCCCUUCGCGCUCCAACGACUCCGCGGGGCUGCUCGCCAAGGAGGUUGCCGAGGAUGCAGACAAGGACCUAAAGAAGCAGAGCUUUUCGCAAUUCGACUCCGUCUCUAGCAACCUCAGCAGGUGGAGGAUCGAGUCUGAUAAGAUCAAGGGGCUGGAUCUGUUUAUGGAUAAGCUCAGCGACACCAAUCACAGACUCGACGAGGGUCGAAGAAGCAGGUUGGCGCACAAGAUAGUGAAGACCAUCUACUUCGACACGUUGUCCUAUGCUCUCAUUAUCGCCAACUCAAUAUUCAUCGGCGCCAGCAUGCAAAACCAGCUGACCCGUGCCAUCGAUGGUCGCGAAGGCGAUAAGGCGUUCGUCGCCGUGGAGACGGCUUUCGUUGUCUGGUUCGCCGUGGAGCUGCUCCUGAAGCUCCUGGCGGAGGACGUCCAGGUGUUUCUGGGCCCCGACCGGCUGUGGAACCUGCUGGACCUGGUGCUGGUGGUCUCCGCGAUUGGGCAGCUGGCAGCGGAGUCAGGAGCUCCGAACAUCAGCGUCACCAGGAAUGUGCGCCUCUUCAGGGUGGUUCGGAUUCUGCGCGUCGUGCGCGUCGUUCGCGUAUGCCAGAGUCUACGGGUCAUGCGCGGUGGCGGAUUUUCCAUCUUGCGUUCGUUGGACGCGUUGUUCUGGGUUCUCGUUGUGCUUGCCUUCUUCAUGUACAUUUUCGCGAUGGCAUUCAUGCACGCCGCAAUCGAGCAUUUUCGAGACAACAAGUCCACGUGGAUUUCGACGUGUCUCGGGAAUCAAGGUGCAUGUUCGGACGACGCUGAGUGCGCUGGAAAGUGCGAACAUCUCACCUGGCUGUCUGAAAACUUGGGCUCCCUCUAUAAGACUAUGUUGGUCCUCUUUCAGAGCAUCACGGGUGGAUGUGAUUGGGCCGAAGUGUACGACGAAUUGCAUUUGAUAGACAGCGUUCAUGGGUACAUCUUCGUCGUAUUCAUCUAUCCGGGGCGUGGUGGACUUUAUGGUGUUCUUGGUCUUGAAUGUGGUGGUUGGCACUGUGGUUGAUGUCACAUCGGGCGUAUCCAGGCGAGACCGCGAGCGCUUGGUCAACGGGGAGAUCAAGCAGCUGGAGGAGUACACCAAGGACAUCAAGGAGUUCUUCGAGAGCGCCGACACGGACAAGUCGGGCCAGCUCUCGUUCGCGGAGUUCAGCAGGUAUUUGCAAGACCCGAAGGUCAAGGCCUACUUCCAGACGCUGGACCUGGACACCAGGCAGGCAGACGUGCUUUUCACCCUGCUCGACCACAACGAGAGCGGCGAGGUGGGCAUCGGCGAGUUCCUGGACGGCUGCCUGCGCCUCAAGGGCGAGGCCCGGAACCUCGACAUCAACCUGAUCAUCUACAAGCUGGAGCACAUCAUGAAGGGGACGAGGCAGCUGCUGCAGCAGAACCGCCUCUCCCUGGGGUCCGCCUUCUGAGGCGGCUGUGGGUCCCGAUGCCCGAGGGAAGGAUCACAGCGAGCAGGACUCACCGGCCCCCCCCCCUAUCGUUGCCUCUCGGCGUCUCUCUCUCUCUCUCUCUCUCUCUCUCCCUCCCUCCCUCCCUCUCUCCCGUCUGGGUCCCUCCCUCCCUCUCCCCCCCAAAGCUGCGCGGCGGCGCGGCGCCGGGCCGGCGCGCAGAAGGGGC
Messenger RNA from Prorocentrum cordatum, 1914 nucleotides. The record is from the annotation of a GenBank genome assembly. Lineage: Eukaryota; Dinophyceae; Prorocentrales; Prorocentraceae.